AAUCCCCAUCUAUUUAGCCCAAACAUCUUUGUAUGUCAAAGCUAAAACUUUCUUCUACAAAUGCCACCGGUUGGUGUGGGAUCUCUCAGCACUCUCUCAUGGAUCUUCCGUGGGUUCAAGAGCUCCAUUUCACUCACCUGAAAAUUGCUAUAACCAUUGAUCGUAUGUUUCCUGUCAUGCCCUCAGGGCCUAUUCCUGCUCAGCCAGGUGACACCCUUUACCUCUCUAACCUCGAUGACAUGAUUGGAGCACGUGUUUUCACUCCUACAAUAUAUUUUUAUGAGCCUGCAGCUGACAUGAAUUCCAGCCAAAAACCUGUCAUGAAAAUACUAUGUGAUUCUCUUGCUGAAGUACUAGUCCCUUACUAUCCUUUAUCAGGCAGGCUUAGAGAGACCAAGAAUGGAAAGUUAGAAGUGUUUUUUGGACCAAACCAAGGAGUACUCAUGGUUGAGGCACACUCUAAAAUGGCCUUAGCAGAUUUAGGAGACCUCACAGUGCCAAACCCUGGUUGGGAACCCUUGAUCUUCAAGUUCCCUGAUGAGGAGCCAUACAAAGUUCUUGACAUGCCAUUAGUCAUAGCUCAGGUAACCCUUUUUAGCUGUGGUGGCUUUAGCCUAGGAUUGAGACUUUGCCAUUGUAUUUGUGAUGGACUUGGUGCCAUGCAAUUGUUUAGGGCAUGGGCUGCCACAGCAAAAGCAGGUACCAUAAUAGCAAAACCUGAGCCACGUUGGGAAAGGGAAAUCUUUCUACCUCGCAACCCUCCACUGGUGAAAUUUCCACAUGUUGAGUUUAUGAGAAUUGAAGAGGGCUCAAGCCUGACUAUGACUUUGUGGCAAACCAAGCCUGUUCAGAAGUGUUACCGGGUUAGCCAGGAAUUCCAGUCUCAUCUGAAAACUCUGGCUCAACCAGAUGAUGUAUGCACUACCUUUGAUGCUAUGGCUGCACAUAUAUGGAGAUCAUGGGUGAAAGCACUUGAUGUCAGACCACUAGACUACGAGCUUAGGCUUACAUUUUCUGUCAAUGCUCGCCAAAAGCUGCAUAACCCACCAUUAAAAGAAGGGUUUUACGGCAAUGUGGUGUGUGUGGCUUGUGCAACAAGUACUGUCUCAGAGCUUGUGAAUGGCCAGAUUUCGGACACAACCUGUGUAGUUCGUGAAGCUCGACUCAAUGUUUCAGAGGAGUAUUUGAGGUCUACAGUGGAUUACAUUGAGGCAGUCAGGCCAAAAAGGCUUGAAUUUGGAGGGAAAUUGACAAUUACCCAAUGGACUAGAUUUUCCAUUUAUGAGUCUGCAGAUUUUGGAUGGGGAAGGCCAGUAUAUGCAGGCCCUAUAGACCUGACUCCCACACCACAAGUUUGUGUCAUCCUCCCAGAAGGAAAGGCUGAUCAUCAUGGGACAGUGGUGGUAUGCAUUUGCUUGCCAGAGGCCGCUAUUGAUAAAUUUACUGAGUAUUUGUGUAUGAUGGAUUCAAGCAAUGCAAGUCAUAUAUAAAUACUAAUAAGCUACUACAUUAAGAUGAUGCUUUGAAAAUAAAGCAUCAAAGCAUGAUGCAUAUAGUUCAUAAUGAUAAAUACUCGUUCCAGUUGUCUCAACAAGGUUGACGUUUUAAUGGCAACAUCUUGGAGAAUAAAAUUCAUUUUGAUUUACUACCUGGUGCUUGCUCCCCUUCCCAUCUGUUUUAGAUUUCCUUUCAAAGAAAAGUUGGGAAGGUAA
Molecule: messenger RNA, 1712 nt
Organism: Quercus robur (English oak)
Lineage: Eukaryota; Viridiplantae; Streptophyta; Magnoliopsida; Fagales; Fagaceae
Product: fatty alcohol:caffeoyl-CoA acyltransferase
Exons: 1
Coding region: 33-1490 (485 amino acids)
Molecular function (GO): acyltransferase activity, transferring groups other than amino-acyl groups
Source: RefSeq, a predicted model, not a curated record